AUGAAAUCCCUGUAUUUAUUGAUUUUCUUGGCUGUUUUAUGCCAAAAUUCGAUUUCCGUUUCGGAGGCUAUGAAAAUUCAUUCAUGGCAUCGAAUAUUUUUCAAUUAUGUGAGAGGAAAAGCUGAUGAUAUUCUAGAUAAUGCAGGUGGUAAUACGCAGUGUGCCCAAGAUUUGAAAAGUUUGUUCAACGAUUUUAUUUACAUGGAAAAAUGGGCCCUCGAAAUGUUUGAUGCUUGUUCCAAGGGAUCCAGUGGUGUUCUUGCUGGAAAUCUUUAUAUGACUGGAAAUUACGAUCAAUGCUUGAAUAUUGCUGAGAAUAAAAGUGGAACGUUAAUAAAUGGACAAUAUUGCACGGUUGUGCUGAAUCCCAGUAACAAAUAUUCUAGUGAUUUGGACUUUCUAAUGGAUUCGGCAGCUAUAUGUGACUUCUUAGGAAUUAAAUUGAGCAUGCAAUCAACCGAUAUCAUCAAAGUGGUCAAAAUGAGUUAUGGAUUAUGUAUUCCAGACUCCUGUUCGAUAGGCAAUUUGCAGGCAAUUUGGGACUACGUAGAACACACUUUCAGACUUCCUGUUCACGUGCAAUUCAGCGAUCAACUUUGUAGGAGUAAGGAGAAGGCAAUAGAUAAUAUAUUCCCCGUCGACAAAUACAUAAUUGGAUUUUUCUGCAUAUAUGCUUUCGUCCUGCUGAUAAGCACUUGCUAUGAUAUACUGAUACAUCAGCACCUUGAAGGACGUGAAGAUAAUGUACUGAUAACAUUUUCUGUGUAUUCUAAUGGCAAGAAAUUAUUUUCUCCGCCCAAAAAAGGAGCAUCAGAUUAUAUAGAAGCAAUAAGUGGACUCAAAUUCAUAAGUAUGCUAUGGGUGAUUCUUGGACACCGAUAUUUUGUCAAUAUCGUUUCUGGAAUCACGAACGCAUCUUACUUGGAGAAGUGGAAAGGAUACAUCUUCACCUCUUUCGUUCUUAGUGGAUCUUAUGCAGUUGACACAUUCUUAGUAUUGAGUGGUUUACUAUUGUCGUUCGGCGUCCUCAGAUAUCAUAGCACGAGGAAAAAUAGACAGUUUUCCGUUAUCUCAAUUUAUUUCUACAGAUGUCUGAGAAUAACUCCAGCCCUUUUGGCAAUCGUAUUGUUCUACAUAAGUAUCUUCAAAAGACUUGGUGACGGUCCAGCAUGGCCACUGAUUUCAAAGAAGAUCACCGACUGUUGCGUGCAUACAUGGUGGGCUACCUUGCUGUUCAUCAACAAUUUCCUAGACACUAGCCAUACGUGUGUUGAACAUUCUUGGUAUCUGUCAGUGGAUUCUCAAUUAUUUUUCGUAUCACCAAUCAUACUGAUGAAUUUGAUCAAGCGGCCAUGGAAAACUUGUUUGGCUUGUGUGGCUGCUUGCGUUGCAUCUGGACUAUAUACCUUCAUCAUAACGAUGCAAAACAACUAUGGAGCUAUCUAUUUCGAAUUCAAUAAAUCAUACCAGCAAUAUAUUUAUCAACCUACAUUUGUUCGCAUGCCACCAUGGCUUAUUGGAUUUGUUUUUGGUUUCCUCAUCUACAAAUAUCGAGAUAUGAAAAUACCCAAAGUUGCUAAUUUGAUUGCUUGGACGUUUACACUAGGUCUCCUCUUCGCUCUAAUUUUUGUACAUUUAGUGUUUACUAGAACUCAUGAAUACAGUGCAUUGAAAUCUGCAUUAUUCAAUUCUUUGGCUAGACAAGGAUGGGCUAUAGGUGUGGGAACUGUAGUUCUUUUGUGCACAACUGGCAAUGGAGGUAUUAUCAACGAUUUUCUAUCGAUUCCAAUAUUCCAGAUUCUGGUCAGAAUCUCAUACAGCGUUUAUCUCACCCACUUUCCAGUUCUGAUAUAUUUCAUUGGAGAGAAGAAACAUCCGGAUCAUUUCAGCAAUAUUAAAUCGAUUCAUGACUUCACAGGAGAUUUAGCAUUCGUUUUCAUAGUAGCAACUGUCUGGUGUCUAGCAUUCGAAUCGCCGUUCAUAGCCAUUGCGAAGAUUGUCUUCAGAAAAGAUUAUCAGAUCAGCAAAACGAAUGUUCAGAUGAUUGAGAGGCCUAAGAAGAAUAAAAAGAACAAGAAGAAAGGCUAUGUGGUUUGUGUCUAUAAAUACGAAGAUGAGAAUGACACUUUGUUGAAGAAAAAUGAGUAA
Molecule: messenger RNA, 2148 nt
Organism: Phaedon cochleariae (mustard beetle)
Lineage: Eukaryota; Metazoa; Arthropoda; Insecta; Coleoptera; Chrysomelidae
Source: the annotation of a GenBank genome assembly